GAAACCGGCAGAACAGAACAGAACAGAACCCGGUUUUGAAGCCCUAAUAUAUACAUCAUCCAUUGCCUCCGCUCCUCAAAUUUCCAUGUCCAUUAACCAGAACCACCUCCUCCGCCUGGUUCUUUCCUGCCGGAAAAUCACCGCUCAGGUCACCAAUCCAGACACCUCCACUAUCAUCGCUAUGGCAUCCUCCUCCGAGCAGGAAUUCGUCGCCUAUUACCGCUCUAAACUCCACCGCUUUCCUCGAUCCAACAACUUUUGGGACUCCAAAAUCGCCUCUCGCGUCGGCGAAAAGCUCGGCCACCGUUUGAAGGAGAUCGGUGUCUCCGAUGUUCGGAUUGAUCUCGCCGAAGAACUUUCCCGCCCUGUGUACUAUCGAAAUAGGGUUCUGCCGCUCUUCGAUUCUGUUCGGCGCUCCGGCGUCGCCGUCAAUGGUGCUGAGAAGCUCGGAUCAGGUGCGAUUUAGCUUGGAUUAUUGAUUUUCAUGAUUCGGAGUUUAUACGAUUCGCGAUUGAGAUUGAAUUUAGGGCAGAUAUGAUUCGCUCUCCUUCAUGUCGAUGAUUUUAGGAAUUUUCUUUUUUAAAUUUAGGGCACAUAUUAUAACAAUUUUGACACAUUUUCGAUCU
Molecule: messenger RNA, 626 nt
Organism: Cucurbita pepo subsp. pepo (vegetable marrow)
Lineage: Eukaryota; Viridiplantae; Streptophyta; Magnoliopsida; Cucurbitales; Cucurbitaceae
Product: Ribosomal L18p/L5e family protein
Biological process (GO): translation
Cellular component (GO): ribosome
Molecular function (GO): 5S rRNA binding; structural constituent of ribosome
Source: RefSeq, a predicted model, not a curated record